AUGUCGUAAAAGCCACAAUGCGCAGGCGUUUUUGCCCCCUCUUCCUCGCGCGGUUCUCGCAACACCUGACGCCUGCGCAAUAAGUCAGCUGGGUGUAUUGGGGUGGCCCGCGAGGGUGUUAGUCACUGCGUCGCCCAGUCUGCGGGCGUGACUGUGCCGUUCGCCGGGUGGUUACAUCGAGGCGCCGGUGGCCUCAGGCCGGCGGCGCGGGUUUACCUUGGUUCGCCGGUCCCAAGGUCGCUGAGUGGCCGCGAUGUCGAUUUUCACCCCCACCAACCAGAUACGCCUGACCAAUGUGGCUGUGGUACGGAUGAAGCGAGCCGGGAAGCGCUUUGAAAUCGCCUGCUACAAAAAUAAGGUCGUCGGCUGGCGGAGCGGCGUGGAAAAAGAUCUUGAUGAAGUUCUACAGACCCACUCAGUGUUUGUAAAUGUUUCUAAAGGUCAAGUUGCAAAGAAGGAAGAUCUCAUCAGUGCAUUUGGAACAGAUGACCAGACUGAAAUCUGUAAGCAGAUUUUGACUAAAGGAGAGGUUCAGGUGUCUGAUAAAGAACGACAUACACAGCUGGAGCAGAUGUUUAGGGACAUUGCAACUAUUGUGGCCGACAAAUGUGUGAACCCUGAAACAAAGAGACCAUACACUGUCAUCCUUAUCGAGAGAGCCAUGAAGGACAUCCACUAUUCAGUCAAACCCAACAAGAGUACAAAACAGCAGGCUUUGGAAGUGAUAAAGCAGUUGAAGGAGAACAUGAAGAUAGAACGUGCUCACAUGAGACUGCGGUUCAUUCUUCCAGUGAACGAAGGGAAGAAGCUGAAGGAAAAGCUCAAGCCCCUGAUCAAGGUUAUCGAAAGUGAAGACUACGGUCAACAGCUGGAAAUGGUGUGUCUCAUCGACCCCGGCUGCUUCAGAGAAAUCGAUGAGCUGAUAAAAAAGGAGACGAAAGGCAAAGGUUCUUUGGAGGUGCUCAACCUGAAAGAUGUCGAAGAAGGAGAUGAGAAAUUCGAGUGACAGUCUCCAGUGUCUUCAGCUGGCCAGCACUAAAGCAUUUUUGUUUCCCACAGUCCUGUUUUCUUUCUGUGAUCUGCCAAAAACUUGCUCGGAAGGUUUGAUGUUUUUCCAUCUUUGUGGCAAACAUGUAUUCAAAAAUACUUUCCUAAGUAAGUGUUAUGAUGUGGGAUUGAUGUAGUUUUAAUUAUAAAACGGGGUUUUAGGCAAAAGUGAAAAAUCUAAGAUAAAGCCCGGAGUAGCAUCUUGUUGCUGCCGUAGGCCUUUGUAGCUUUCCAGGGUGAAAGUCAUUCCAGACAACCCUUGUGGAUAAAAAGUACAUUGUACACUGGGAGGAGGUAUCUGUAUGACAGAAAGGAAGUAUUUGCCAGAAAAGAAAAUACAGAGUGUCUAAUUCCUACCUAAAAGAAACUCGCGUAUGGGGGAACUCUGUCGUGACUUCGUGACCUAAUCGAAAGCCUGGAUGGUAACUUCCUGAUUAUCUGAAAAAUAGAUGUAUGAUGAGUGAGCAGGACUUAAAUAAUAUUCAUCAGACGUGCUGCCAUAACCUAGAUUGUAGUCAUUUCUAAUUCUCAAAGUUUAUAAUAUAUAGUACUAGAGCCGAAAUUAUAUGCAAUCAAUAAAACCACUUUUUAUUUUUGUUAAACUAUGGCUUGUGUUUCUAGACAGCUUCCUAACUCCCUUUCUUUUCUCUGCUUCUUGUUUGGUAGGAUUGGAGAGUUCUUAGCAGGACUUAAGUCAGUAUGAGGAAUGCUCAGAACAGGGCCUGUUCUGUUAAAUACCUGGUAAAUCUUAGCUACUAUUAUCUGAGAUGUAGUUGAACUUAAGUAUUUUAGUAUUUGAACACUUAAAUAGACAGUGUGCAAGUUUUUCAAAAUCUCCUUUUCUUUGGAGUUCCCGCUGUGGUGCAGCGGGAUGGGCAGCGAGCGUCUCUGGAGCACUGGGACUCAGGUUCAGUUCCCAGCCCGGCACAGUAAGUUCAGGAUCCAGCGUUGCCACAGUUGCAGCGUAGGUUGAAACCUCAGACCCGAGAAGUCCAUGUGCCAUGGGGCAGCCAAAAAAAGAAAAAAAAUCUAUUUGUCUUCAAAAGAGAUAGUGUAGAAUACAGAGUAGGGCUUCACUCAAAAUGACCACGCAGAUGUAUUUCGUGGACAGCAGUUUUCAAAUGAAAAAAGAGUUCUUCCCUUGAACAGGUUCUGAUUGGUUUUCUAAGCACAUAGAAUUUGUUGCUAAUUCAAGUUCCCAGAAAUGCCCCUUUUACAAUAAUUUCAAUAGAUAUUAUGAAGUCAGAAUUUUUUCUCUUCAUGUUCGAAGCAUUCUGGUUUGAUAAUUUGGGAAUACACACUGGUGUGAAUGCCGAAAUUGAACUGUUUUGAUAACAAUCUCUAAGUAACCCCCUCACUGGUUCCAUUUUACUUAGACAGUUUAUUGUUUGACAAAGUAAUCUAAAUUUGAAGUCCCAGGAAAUAAUUUUAACCAGUGAGGUUUAUACUUUAUUUCUAGCCGCAACAGUGAGAGCAGUGUUUCAGGUUGAAAGUGGUAAUUGCUAAAAAUGUUCAAGGGCUGCAUGUCCAGCAGAAAAGGAGAAGGUUUCGCCAGCAUUGCCUUAAGUUUCUCCCAUCCUCAUAGUCAUGUCUUCUAAAGCCGGAACUUCAAGGAGUGUCAAAUGUAGAUCCAUCUGAGUCAUGUUCCUGAACCUAUAAAAAAUAAAAAAAUUUACCUUCUA
This is a messenger RNA of Phacochoerus africanus (Common warthog), 2729 nucleotides long. RefSeq names its product SBDS ribosome maturation factor (gene SBDS). The transcript is spliced from 5 exons. The record is from RefSeq and is a predicted model, not a curated record. Gene Ontology annotation, biological process: ribosome biogenesis; cytosolic ribosome assembly. NCBI's taxonomy places the organism in Eukaryota, Metazoa, Chordata, Mammalia, Artiodactyla, Suidae. The coding region runs from base 254 to 1006 and encodes 250 amino acids.